AAAGUGACAGUAAAACAAAGUCAACAAUUGCGGGAAAUUCCAUGUCUACUGGGCGGGAGCAGAGUGGAGGGGGCAAGUGGGGAAGUAUAUAAACCAGCAGCCCCAUACAGCAGCAAUGAAACCGAUCUCCCUCGCUUCAACUGCAAACCAGGUGUCUGUUUAAAGCCUUUCUACACAAAAUGAGGAACCUGAUUGUGUGUGUGCUCGCCCUAGCACUGAUGGCACAAGCUGUUGUGUCUCUGGAGUGUUAUCAUUGCCCUAAUGGCGGAAGAUGCUUCACCACUCAGAAAUGCAGGGAUGACCAGGAUCAAUGUAUUACCAUGUUUUUCCCUCUCACUGCCAAAUACGCUAAGCGAUGCUCCAGGACGUACGAGUGUGAAGUCAUGAAUGCCAUGGGGGGGUCUGCAGUAAAGGCCAUUUGCUGUGGCACUGACCGGUGCAACAGAUAGACAGGAGGUCCUGCACUCUCAAGACCAACACCAGCAGGGUGUCCCUCUCCCGCUGCAGUGUGACUGGAAAUCUCACUGAGGGGCCUUGCUGAAAUCUCGCUCUCUCACACACACACAUACACACACACCAUAUUAUUCUUAUUUUAGAGAAGAACACUCAUUUGCCAUGGGUGUUUUUAGCAGCUGUACUAGUGACUCCAUGGAGAGCACCAAUAAUAAAGGAUAUUACAGUCCAAGGUCA
This is a messenger RNA of Mauremys reevesii (Reeves's turtle), 690 nucleotides long. RefSeq names its product CD59B glycoprotein-like. The coding region runs from base 180 to 449 and encodes 89 amino acids. NCBI's taxonomy places the organism in Eukaryota, Metazoa, Chordata, Testudines, Geoemydidae. The record is from RefSeq and is a predicted model, not a curated record. The transcript is spliced from 4 exons.